AUGGUUGAGCAGCGACUUGAGCAGACAGACAAGAAGAAUAACAGCACAAGGAGCUGGAUGUUGGACCAGAGGCGGGAGCAUCGGAAGGAGGGAGCGGGAGCCGGAGCAGGGAGAGCGAGCAGCAGGCCCUUGGCGAUUCUGCAGCACAACUUCACGGGGAAGGAAGAGAUCAUCCGGUUUCAAGCGCAGGCCUGGGAGGAGGCGAGGUUGCUCAAGGAAGCCUACUGGCUGAUAGGAGGAGAUUCGAGGCCGCUCUCGAGGAGACGCGAAGUGCUUGCGAUGCAGGUCAAGCACGAGGCUCAGCUGAACAGGUACAUGGGCUCCAUGAUGGAGCUCCUGCAGGAGAAGCCGCUAGCCCAGCUGGAAGGCUCCUCGGAAAGCUUCCGCAGCCAAUGGAGGAGAGGACCUGGGGCUCUGCUGGGCUUGCUGCUCCGCACCUCGAUGAUGAUCUCGAGCUUCGUCUUCGUCUCCUGCCUCCUCCUCCUCCAGCUCGGGGUCGUUGGGGUCAGGACUUGCCUCUGGAUCCUGCUGUGGGGGAUGGACUACGGGAACAGGAGGGAGUGGUGGAUCCCUGAGCUGGUGGAGAGCGUGAUGUGGCUGCGGCACGAGCUGAUGUCCGGCUCUCUGUCGAAGCAGCUGCAGGGAGUCUACGAGGAGGGGAGGAGGAUGGCGCAAACUACCGUCUUGUUCCUACUUUCUCUCUUCUCCCCUGAGAUCCAGUCGAAGUUCAUCCAGUACGCCUCCUCCGCCAAGACCAGAGGCCAAGACUACUUCAGGCAGCUCCGGAGCAAGAUUCUUGAGGUCAGAGAUCUCGUCGAGGAGGAACGAGGGGGAGCAGGUCAAGGACGAGUAAGCGAGGGGGAGGGAGCAGGGCAGGGAAGAGGAGGGAGUGGCUCGAAGGCCAGCGGGCAGGUGGACUUCGCGUCGAAGCUGGAGGACGCGAGAAGGGCAUCGGAAGCCAGGAUGACGAGGAGGCUGGGGUUUGAGCCGCUCAAGGAGGCAUUCAACGUGACGUCCAGCUGGACUGAAGCUGGCGAUGACAACCUGACUCGAGCUGAGGACCCCGGGCAGCUGGAGAGGCCGAGCAAGAGAAGCAUGACGAUGCGCCUGCUCAAGAACAUGUCGGCAGCUGUGACCAGCUCGGUGUCAGCUGGGGUAAGCAUGACCCUCAACUUCUCCCCUCCUGACGUGGGGAACGUGAGCGGGGAGGUGCUGGGCGUCGCCUCCUCCUGGCUCGCGACAGCAGGGAACAUCGCCAACGACUUGGGGGUGGGACACUGGCAGGGGAACCUGACGAGCUGGUUGGGAGGGGGCGGGAAGGAGGAGGAGAACAAGAGCUCGUGGCAGCAGAUGCUGUCGGGCGUCACGGAAGGAACUUCGCGCGCCCUGUCGUCUCUGCAGUUGAGCAUCGGCAGCCUCGACCAGUCGCUCAUGACGGCUGUGGAUGCGACGGAGUUGGCUGUGAGCAAGGCGCUCACGCAAACGACGGUUGCGCUGCCAUGGCUGCAGAGUGCGGAGGACUGGGUCCGCGGGAACGAGUUCGCCAUGAGGAAGUACCUUCAGGUUCAGCAGAGGUGGCAUGCGCUGCUGCUGUGGGGGCAGCCGAUCUGGGAGAAGGUGGACAUGUGGGCAAAGGAGGUUAAGAUCCCAGAGCUAGCGCAGAGAAUCCUCCUCAAUGCCAUCUACUACCGCCUUCAAUACUUCGGUGUGAGGAACAUGCUUGUCCUCGUCGUUGCCCAUGGCGUCAUCCAUGCACGGCAAGAGCGACGCCCGCCAGCUCCCCGAAAAGCCAUCGGAGGGCUCAAGGGCAUGGCAGUGAAGAUUCAAGUCUCCAUCCUUGACGUCUUCCGUGCUGUCCCUCUAGCUGGACGUCUGGAGCCUCCGGGGGAGCCGACGAGUCCAGCAGCAGCGGCAGACCCUCAAGCCUCCUCCUCAGUUAAGACGACCGAGUGA
This is a messenger RNA of Guillardia theta CCMP2712, 1953 nucleotides long. RefSeq lists its product as hypothetical. Lineage: Eukaryota; Cryptophyceae; Pyrenomonadales; Geminigeraceae. The transcript is spliced from 5 exons. The record is from RefSeq and is a predicted model, not a curated record. The coding region runs from base 1 to 1953 and encodes 650 amino acids.